Molecule: messenger RNA, 1829 nt
Organism: Trifolium pratense (red clover)
Lineage: Eukaryota; Viridiplantae; Streptophyta; Magnoliopsida; Fabales; Fabaceae
Product: PTI1-like tyrosine-protein kinase At3g15890
Exons: 4
Coding region: 453-1547 (364 amino acids)
Biological process (GO): protein phosphorylation
Cellular component (GO): plasma membrane
Molecular function (GO): protein kinase activity; ATP binding
Source: RefSeq, a predicted model, not a curated record
GUGUGUGUUUGUUUUGUUCUUGUGGUUUGUUUUAGUUUUUUGAAAAAAUGUGCAAACAGCUGUAUGUGUUAUGUGUUAAACAAAGAAGACUUAAUAACACAGACAGCAUCUCAUCAUCCCUUUUCUCAGCUCAAUCAAAACAUUCAAAACAACAAUAACAAUAACGAACAAACGAAGAAUCUUUACCCUUUUUUUUGUUUCUUAACUUUCACUUUCGAAGAGUACAACGUUGUUAUAACAUAAACCGUGUCUUCAGCUUCUGUCAUAACUCUUUGUACCUGAAAUCAACUACAAAAUCACAAAAGUAACAGUUUUUUAAGUGAAACUCCUGAUUUGUUUUGGUGGGUCAGUUUCAAGUUUUGAUUUUGUUCAAGUUUCUCUGAUUGAUUUAGAAGAAAGAGAAUUUAUAGAGAGAAAGAGAUAGUGGGAGCUGAUUGAUUGGUGGGAAGGUUAUGGCUUUUUGCCCACUUUUUUGUUGUGGAAUUGCUUCGGAUCGCAAAGGAAGUGGGAAGAAACAACCUCCGUGGCGGGUGUUUUCUUUGAAGGAAUUACACUCAGCGACAAAUAAUUUCAACUAUGAUAACAAGCUUGGAGAAGGAGGAUUCGGAAGUGUUUACUGGGGCCAGCUUUGGGAUGGAUCGCAAAUUGCAGUGAAAAGAUUGAAGGUUUGGAGCAACAAAGCAGACAUGGAAUUUGCUGUUGAAGUUGAGAUAUUGGCAAGAGUACGGCACAAGAAUCUUCUUAGUCUACGUGGCUAUUGUGCUGAAGGCCAGGAACGUCUAAUUGUAUAUGACUAUAUGCCAAAUUUGAGCCUACUUUCUCAUCUCCACGGACAGCACUCGACAGAAAGCCUCCUUGAUUGGAAUCGUCGGAUGAAUAUUGCAAUUGGGUCUGCUGAGGGAAUUUUAUAUCUUCACGUCCAAGCAACACCGCAUAUCAUCCAUAGGGACGUUAAAGCAAGCAAUGUGUUGCUGGAUUCAGAUUUCCAAGCACGUGUUGCUGAUUUUGGUUUUGCCAAAUUGAUCCCCGACGGGGCAACACAUGUGACUACUAGAGUUAAAGGCACCCUUGGCUACCUUGCACCAGAAUAUGCUAUGUUAGGUAAAGCAAAUGAGAGUUGCGAUGUCUACAGUUUUGGAAUUCUCCUUCUAGAACUUGCUAGCGGCAAAAAACCACUCGAAAAACUAAGCUCGUCAGUGAAACGGUCAAUUAAUGAUUGGGCUCUACCAUUAGCUUGUGAGAAAAAAUUUAGCGAACUUGCAGAUCCAAGACUUAAUGGUGACUAUUCUGAAGAAGAGCUUAAAAGGGUUGUAUUAGUUGCUCUAAUAUGUGCUCAGAGUCAGCCGGAGAAGAGACCAACGAUGCUCGAGGUGGUAGAGCUACUGAAGGGAGAAUCAAAAGAGAAGGUUUCUCAGUUGGAGAAUAAUGAACUCUUUAAGAACCCUCUUGCUGUCGGAAAUAACAAUGAUGAGAUAUCAGCUGCUGAAGGGAGUUCAGAUUUCAUCUCAGAAGAGAAGGAAUCUAAACAUGAGAAUGCAGAAUCUUGAUUAUUAGUAUUGCAAAAACAUGGAAGUAUGAAUUUGAUGAUAUGGUUUGUGAAGUUUUCAGGAUUUCUCUCUUCUUUUUUUUAAUUAUUAUUUUAUUUUUGCGGGGAUAUAUAUACUGGGUGCCUGUUUAUUAUAGCGGCCGAUUGCUGCAUGUUUGUCUCUAUGAAUGUAGCUUUGAACCAAGCAAAAUUACUGAAAGCCUGUGGAACUAGGGAUUUUAUGUGUUUUAAGUACAGAUUGUGUGAAGUUUGCAGAAAUUGUAUGGUAACAUUUUCUUUUCUU